UUUUCUUCUGUGGUGAUUUUUUUUUCAUCGAACUGUGCAAAUUCUUUCCAAUGUGAGUGGGUGUUCGCAAGUUUUGAGAUUUCUGGUCAGACCAUCUGUGAGUAACUGCAGCAGUGAUUAAUUCAUCAAGCUGUGCUGUGACAAAUUCUUUUAAAUGCAUCCCAAGACAUGACCAUCUUUCCCAUCAAUUGGUAAUGCAGUAGAAUUACCUUAGUGUGUGAGCUUACCCAGGGAAGCGAUGUCCCCUGCAGAUAGAAGCACAUACACUACUGCUCAUGCAGAGGAAACAGAGUAUCCAUGGUUACAGAAGCCAGAUCAACACAUAUCUGUAGAAACGAGCUUUUAUGCGGCAUAAUUUGUGAGUUGGAUUACUUUGUCCUUCAGAGUUUGCCGAAAGUCUCAAAGUCUCCGAUACCAUCUUGGUGUGCCAGCGAUGAGGUGGUAGUCCCCAGCUUCUUCCAGAUUUUCCCGAUGCCACAGUCCAUGUGAGAAACAGGAAACAUGAAUUAUUCUUGCAAAUGCAACCUUGUGGCUAAUCUCUUGUGAUGAUUUAUGUAAGAUGUUUCCUCCAGUGUCAUUGUCCACACUUUCUGUUUGGGCCUUAUUCUUUACUUCAAGCUGUGAAGGCAGGAUCCCAUGUACAGAAGCAUCCAGCAAUGUAUUUGUCUGCACCACCAUACCAAACGCUUCAUUCUAUCCCCCCGAUUUAAAACUCCUCAUUUUCACAGUGCUGAGUGGGUUUCAGUCAAUCAACAAUACAAUGCUCAACAGUUCAAACCUGAACUCUGUGACCAACCUGACAAUAUCCAACAGUGAUAUUGCCAGCAUUGAACAAGGAGCUUUUAAUUCUUUCCUCCACCUCACUGUCCUGAAUCUAAAUGAUAACAAACUCUCAGUGAUCGAUGCUGCUUGGUUUUUCAAUGCUGCCAGCUUGAUUAGCCUUUCCCUGGCCAGAAACAGAAUUCAGGCGAUUGGAUUAGAUACCCUGUCCCAUUUCUCCAAUCUGAUUGAACUUGACCUCUCUCAGAAUCAGAUCAGCACAAUAGCUGACUGGAGUCUCCGUGGAAAUGGGAACAUCUCUGUUCUGAACCUCUCCAACAAUAAGCUGGUUUUCCUGACAGAACAGGCUUUGGCAGGGCCGAAGUUCCAGAAGAUCCGUCUUCACACCAAUCCUUGGAGUUGUUUGUGUGAACAUGCAGAUUGGAUGUCCUUUCUGAGAGAUCUCAUGAAUAGCUCUGUGUUGGUGAAUGGAUAUUCUGUUACUUGUAAUGAUCCCCCCCACUUGAAGGGAAUCCCUGUCUGGAAUGCAUCUGAUUUUGCCUGCUCAGUGACCAUGAGCACAGCCUGGCCUAACCAACACACACAACCUCAGCUACUCCUCCCAGUGCUACUGGGGCUCCUGGGGCUGCUCAUCUUGCUGCUGCUGUUGGUGUUUCUGUUGAAAAGGAAGCAAGGGAAGGAGCAGGUAAAACCAGACGGGCAAGGAACCAAGCAACAGGAAAAGCAUCCUCAACACAAAUCUGCCAAAGAGCAUUUCUCAAAGGAUCACCAGUCCACACCCAAUAUGGGAGCAGAAACCAUUCAUCCUGAGUUGUGUGCUGCCAUGUUUAAGAAGCAACCGGUGACUGUAUCAGGGGUUCAACGGUGUAUGGAGCCUGCUCAGUUAGCAAAAGGUGAUCAGGAAAUUCCAAACACCACAAAUGCAUUGAUCGUCCCAUCACUUUCUGAGGAUUGGGCGAGUUUUCCAAGCGACAGAUUCGCUCAAAGUAAUCGGGAAAUGGAAAAACACAACAGCAUCCCGUCACAAGGGAGCUCUGAUCCAUCACUGGCAGUCUUUAUGGAUCAGUCAGUAAUAGCUCUGCAUUCCAAAUCAAUAAGCAAUUCAACAGCACUGGACAAAGUGUCCUGUCAGAACCUGGGAAGGACCGACGGAGCCAAGCAGGAUAGGAAUGGAAAUGGCAAACCUGUAGGAAUGAUCCUACCACUGUACAAAAUGUCAACUGGCAAUGACACCAUUUGUCAUUAUCUGAAUUCUGAUGAAGACUUGUCUUCAGUGACGAAUGGGAGGCAUAAUGUAUCAACAUGUCCACGAGGAGCAGGCAGAUUAAUCCACGACGAAGCUGAUAGGGUCCAUGAUUCAAGUGCCGGCCUCUCAAACAGUCUGACCGAAAGACAACCCAAUGAGGAAAGUGGGACCACAUCAAAAGAUGGAAGCCAGGGAAAUACUGGACAUUCCAAAGGAAGAGUUAUGGUUGAGAGAGGAGCAGAGCCAAGGGUGAAGACUGAUGCGAUUGGUCUGAAGAGUAAAAAACAUUUUGGAGAAAAUAACCAGUCCUCAAUGAUAGGGGAAGACAUGUCAACAACGAAAGGGAUGAGAAGAGGACAGCUCGGCUGUGAGACAGAGAUUUUUCCAGGCACACGAUGUGAUGCUAUGAUACCAACCACACCAAACAGUGAGCAAACAGUGGGAACAAACUCCCCGACCAAAGAGAAACCCCUCCGGAGCAGUGAAUACGGGUAUGUCAAUCUUUUGCAUGAAAUUGUGGAGAAUCAAGGACGACGCACCAGAGAACGAUGGAAGCAAACCACCAGAUACAAAAUAAUGCACAAGUAAUACCCUUCCAGAACAUAGUUAAUCAUUUGAAAUAUUAUCAAUGCUCUAAGUCUAGUGGUAGCAACAUGGAGAGUUUUUCCAAUUGUGUCCUUGCAUUGAUAUCCAAUUAUACGAUGAAAGUCUUGAAUACCAGGUGGCAUCACGCACUUGGUGUGGGAUGGGACACAAACAGCAGAAGCUUACGGAGAGUCCACUGAGAGGCCAACAUCGAGGACAUUAAUGUAGCUCUUGCAGAGAUGUUUCCUUACUCUUAUGCAGUCUCACAAAAAAAACUUCAAAUUUGGAAAAAAAAAAGUUUUGAAACGGCCAGUGUCGGCCAGCAUUACUCCAGUGAAACUCACAGUAACAUUGAGAAUCUAGGCAUCCCCAAACUAACACGGAAAUCCAGAGUCACUGUCGUUGACUCAACACUUCUUUCCAGGCAGCGGUGUUGAGACAUGGUCAAAUGAGAAUCUGUGAAUUAAUGAAAGCUUCUGCACUUGAUAUCAUCUUGUCAGGGAAAGAGAAAACAACUUGAAAAUAUUACACUUUGUUUAAUGUCUAACUGUCUUUGUAAUGGCAAACUGAGCUCAUAAUUAGUUCUCAACACCCUCACUAGCCCUGAAAAGCUAAUUUCAACAUUUCCCAUUAUCGUAUAAAAAGGAUAUACAUUUUAAUUUGUUAAACUUUGCUUAUAUCUAUAGUUUAGUCUCUAAUGAUGGCAAAACAAUAAUUUAUUUCUGUAUUAGAAAACUUAAAAUAAAAGUGAAGGACAAUGUGUUUUUGAAAUGUUUUGCUGUCUGAGAAUAAUGAACAGAAUCAAAGACAUUUUAUGGAGCAGAAGCAGGCCACUCGGCCCAUUUUGUAUGCACAGGCUCUUCAAACCAGCAUGUUUAUCUAAUGCCAAACCAGCAUGAUUAUCUAACGCCUGCCUUUAUUCUUAUAACCUUGCACACUUCUUCAAUCCAAAUCAUCAUCCAAUAUUCAAAGUGACUGCAGGCAUCAGCAAACCCAAGCCACCUUUUGGAAUAUACGGUGGAUUUCCAUGUAAGACUGAUUGCGGGUCAGUGCUUCAAAGUUGGAACCAUUGUGAUCUUACCAUGCAUGAGCCCACAUCUUCAGAAAUGACAGAAAUAAAAUGGCUGCUCUAAAUUUGCAUGAACUCAUUUUAAAUGCAAAAUCAGUGCCUUUUACUUCCGCCCUGCCCUUACAAUGGAGGCAGCACCUGAGGUAUGAGUAUUGUGCCAAAUAACCUCCAUGUUCACUUCCAUUGUCGACCAGUGGAACCAGGUGGUGGUUGUUAGCUUCUGUUUGUGUGGCAUGAUCAGACCUGUGCUCAGUCAGAAUCCCCACACACACUAAUACUCUUCAACAGAGAGUCACCAUCCUUUAGUCAGAAAAGGGAACCUCCUCGUCAUCUCCCUGUCUCAAGUCUGAGCAUGCUGUGCCUAUUUGAAAUAGUGGAAUAACUUGCCUAACUGAAGGUCACAGAUAUAAUGACAAGGCAAGUGUCUUUCAGCAUUUCAAUGAGUGAUGCGUCAUUGCUUCUAAAUGGAGCUGUCACUCACUUCAGGGCUUUGAACAAUUGAAUAGAGGUGCAAUUAUCUGAAUUGUGCAAAAAUGUAUUGCAAUCACAGAUCAUUGGGGAUGUGCCUGUGAGUGAAGAUGCUUUAUCAUAACAUUAAUAGUGAAAUAUCAUGUUUGUUGAAUAAACAGUGGGAAUAUAGAUUUAAAAUACAGCAUUUACUUCAACUCAACAAAUGUAUUUGUUGAAACAUCAGGUAGAAAUGAAUCUCAAAUUACUUUCUUCUGUCAUUUCCUCUCAAUAACUGUUUGUCGUUCUAGUUCAUAUCACUUUUUAUUUGCAUUAGCUUUAGCUGUAUCCCCUUCUAUCUGAAUAAAUUACGUAAAAUAUGUAUUUUCA
Chiloscyllium plagiosum (whitespotted bambooshark) is the source of this 4517-nucleotide messenger RNA. RefSeq lists its product as uncharacterized. The record is from RefSeq and is a predicted model, not a curated record. Gene Ontology annotation, cellular component: plasma membrane. NCBI's taxonomy places the organism in Eukaryota, Metazoa, Chordata, Chondrichthyes, Orectolobiformes, Hemiscylliidae. Gene Ontology annotation, molecular function: protein binding.